UGUAUGUAUUAUAUAUCAAUAAAAUUAAAUGAACCACGGAAUAUAAACCAGGUAAACAGACAGCUAUCCUACUAUCACAGAGCGCGCAUAGCUCGCGCAAAAUGUGGAAACACAGAGGAUUAUUUACUCUAUUGGUUUUAGUUGUUAAUCUGCCGAAAACAGUUACAGGUGCCAACACCGCCCCGGCAUGCACCACCACGACCGACAUCAUCAACUUGUCGGAAACAACCAUUACGGGAACGACGGUCGUCGACCUCACUCUAAAUUGCGCCGACGUCGACACCGGCGCCGACGGGACGCUCUCAUUUACCAUCACCAGUGGUAAUGGCGACGCAAUGUUUAGUCUGACUACCGCCGGGGUUCUUACUCUGGACUUAGCGUUGGACUACGACGGCUUUACGAGGGCGUAUAGUUUGAUUGUUUUGGUAAGUGACGGAGGAACACCCCCUCUCAGCCUCAGUAUAACCGUGAAUGUAUUUGUGCUGAGUGCCAACGACAAUGACCCAGGGUUCUUUGGUGGCCCUUACACGGUCACUGUGGACGAGAACGUGGCGCGGGGGGCUCUAGUGGCGCAGGCUAACCCGUACGACUUCGACCUGCUGGAGUCAUUCAACUUCCAGUCGACAUACUGCUCUAUACUGGCGGGAGCAGAUUCCAGCAAGUUUUCUAUUGACAUCACCACAGGAACCAUAACUCUGUUUGAGCCCCUCGACUUUGAGACAGCCAUUCAACACACCAUUGAGAUUGAGGUGUACGAUUUAGAUAUCUCGCCAGCUAAGACAGCCACAAGUACCGUCACCAUUGAUGUCAACAACGUCAACGACAAUACUCCGGUGUGUGCUCAGGUCACGUUCACAGCGACAAUGUCGGAGACGACAGCAGCAGCAACCACGCUUCAAAAUCUAGGGUGUACGGACGUGGAGGAUAUGAACCUGGUGUAUCGUAUCACUUCAGGAGAUACCGCCAAGUUUGAAGUAAACAAUGGCGAUGUGAAAACACUGACCACCAUUGAUGUGGAUACCGAGGCGACAAGCUGGACAUUGAUUAUCACCUGUAGGGACCGGGAUGCAGUCUUAAGGCUGACCACCACAGUGACCGUCCAUGUGUUUGUCAGCGGAGUGGAUGACAACAUACCGGUAUGGGCUGCUCCAGAAUCAGGAACCUACAGUGUAUGUAAUGUAGCGGUCAUUGGUGCACUUGACCGGGAGACAACAGAGACCUACACACUGACCAUCUCUGCCUACUCCUCCACACUGACCGCUAGUAAGAUCACCGGGACUCUGACCAUCACUGUCAAUGACCUCAAUGAUAAUAGUCCCGUCUUCACACAGGUUAUCUAUACUCCUGCCACAUCUAUAGCGGAGGACAUCACAACCAACACUGCCAUCCUGACAGUAACUGCUGCAGAUGCAGACAAACUGACCAAUGGUCAAGUCACUUACUCCAUCAGCAGUGGGAACACAGCUACUGGGUGUGUAAUGGCUAUUGAUUCAGCAUCUGGCCAGAUCACCAACACCGCCAGCCUAGACUACGAGAGUGCCACUUCCUGUACAUUGAUCAUCCUGGCCACAGACGGCGGUGCCCCUGCACUGGUAUCCACGGCAACAGCCAUCAUCACUAUCUCACCUGUUAACGAGGCAACACCUGAUUUCGGCGCAGACUUCACUGCAUCGUUUUCAGAAAGUGUUGCUAUAGGUACUUCUGUUACUGCAGCUGUUGCUACAGAUACUGAUGCAGGUAACGACGGUGUUAUCAAAUACUCCCUCAACACAUUUGGAACAGUAUUCAACAUAGAUGCCAGUAACGGGAAUAUCUACUUGGCAACAAAUCUUGACAGGGAGACAACCCCAUCCUAUGUGGUGGUAGUUCAUGGAAUCGACCAAUCAGGUACCACCAAGAAAACAGGAAGUGUUUCAAUCACCAUCAGCAUUGACGAUGCAAAUGACAAUACGCCAUCUUGUGCCUCCACAAUAUUGUUCAAGGAAUUGACGUCUGUCGCUGUCAAUGAUAUAGUGCACUCGUUGACUUGUACUGAUGCAGACACCGGGGUCAAUGCAGCCUUGACCUAUGCAAUCACCAGUGGCAACACUAACACAGACUUUGCAGUCAGUGCAACAGGUGUUGUGACUGUGGCAAACCUGCCAAGUCAGACCGAUUACCAGUUACAGAUUGUUGUCUCUGAUACAGGAGCCACGCCCUUAACGACAACUGUGUACCUCACCAUCAAAGUUUAUGUUGACCCCAUCUUUACUGCCUUACCGACAACAGAGUCUGUCAUCGAAUCCACAGCAAUCGGAACACUCAUACACACAGUGCUAGUAACUGUGGCAUCUGGUUUGAAAUCCUUCCAGAUGGUGAGUGGCAAUGCGGAUGGUAAAUUCAGUAUAAAUGCUGUGUCUGGUAAACUGUUUCUUUACGGUACAUUGGACAGGGAGACAACUCCGAGCUACAGUCUUGUAAUACGGGUGACGGACACGGUCAGCACCCUGACCGCUGACGCUACACUGACCAUCACAGUGACUGAUUUUAAUGACAUCACCCCAAGCUUCCCAAACUCUUUCUAUUCGCUGUCCGCUGUUGAGAAUGUGAUUGCUGGAACAAACAUGCAGAACCUGGCAGCAGCAGACACAGAUGUUGGAGUUAACGCCGACUUGACCUACACGAUUGUCAGCGGCAAUGCUGAGGGGAAGUUUGCAAUCAGUUCAACAGGGCUGUUGACAACAGCUAAUACCUUGGAUGCAGAAACCACUUCAUCAUACACACUUGUCAUAACAGCCGAGGACAACGGAGCGACAAAAUUAACUGGUACGACAACUGUAUAUGCAUCAGUGACUAAUGUCGAUGAAUUUCCAGUAACUUUCGGUGUUGCUGGAAAUGCCUAUACUGACACCCUGGCAGAGGACACAGCCACAGGUACCACAUUCUUCACCAUAAAUGCAUCUGACCAAGAUGUAGACACAGUGAUGUCCUAUUCCAUUACAGCUGGCAAUGCUGCAGGGAUUUUUGUGAUUGACUCCACAACAGGGGAAAUCAUUUUAUCAAAUUUUUUGGAUAGAGAGACAGCCGCAAGUCAUUCUCUGACAAUCACGGCAGAUAAUGGAGCAGGGACGACCCUAGAUGCCACACUAGACAUCACAGUUUCAGAUGUCAAUGAUAAUGAUCCAGAUUUUACUCCUUCGUUUGUAUACACAUUCAGCGUAGAUGAAGACCAAGGAGCGGGUAUCACUGUUGGAACGGUAACGUCGUCUGAUAUUGACAGUGGUGUUAACGCUAACAUCGUACUUUCAAUAGUUGGCGGUAAUACAGGAACUGCUUUCCAGCUGGUCGGUUCAGAUAUCAAACUGAUAGCUGCUCUGGACUUUGAAACAACACCAAAUUACAUCCUUCUCAUUCAAGCUCUUGAUCAAGGCACACCAGCCAGGUCGACAACGGCAACUGUGAAUAUCGCCGUCAACCCUAUCUAUGCACAACCUCAGACAGCUGUGACAAAUGAUGCUGUAACCAUAGCAGAGAAUACUGCACUUAAUACACUGAUUUACGACAUGGAUGCAACUGUACUUGGAGCUAUAGAGGGCACCACUGGUGAUCUUCAGUAUGUCAUACAAUCUGGAAAUGCUGAGGGGAAAUUUUCUGUCUCACUCUACACCGGAGAGUUGACAUUGGUCGGUGCACUUGACAGAGAGACAACAGCAAGCUAUAUCAUUGUCAUUCGAGCAGAGAACAGAAAUGAUGCUACGAAAAGAGACACUGUGUCUUUAACUGUAACAUUGACUGACAUUAACGACAGCGAUCCUGUGUUUAACCCUGUAUCGUAUACAUGGUCUAUAGAUGAAGGGCUUAUUGUUGGUUCUACACCUGGUACAGUAACGGCAACGGAUGCUGAUUCAGGGACAAAUGCUGCAAUAACUUUCUCAAUUGUUGCAGGGGAAGGUAACUCUGAUUUCACAAUAGACGGUACAACUGGAGUCAUCUCGACCACCGUGAUUCUGAAUGCUGCGACACAGGCAGGCUACCUCCUGACUGUGGAAGCCAUUGACGGUGGGACAACACCAGGCACAGGAACCAGUACCGUCGUUGUCAAUGUUAAUGAUGUCAAUGACCAGACACCUACCUUCGGUCAAACGACGUACAACUUUGAGAUCAGUGAGGGUGUUAGUGUUGCUGAAACAGUUUUUAAUUUCUAUGCCGCCGACAGUGACACAGGCGUUAAUGGUAGGGUCAACUAUAAUAUCGUAAGUGGAAAUGCAGCUUUAAAGUUCAACCUUAUAUCUACAAGUGGUCACCUGGUGAUGGCAAACACCUUAGACAGAGAAUCACUGAGUUCCUAUGUCCUCGUAGUGGAGGCGACAGACAGUGGUGCAACACCAAAUACAGGGACAACCACCCUCUCUGUCACGGUGUUAGAUAUUAAUGAUAACACUCCAGUGUUUGCCAUGGAUCCCUAUACGGCUAUUGUGUUACGGACGGCUGCCUCCUCCUCCACGGUGACAACUGUUGCAGCCACAGAUGCAGAUGCAGGGACCAAUGGUGACCUACGGUACUCCAUAGUGAGUGGAAAUCCUGAUAACCUGUUCCACGUGGAUUCCACUUCUGGUGUGGUGGCCACUCUAGGGCUGCUGACUGCUGCGGCAGACAGCCAUGCCCUGGUAAUCCAGGCAGAAGAUCAAGGUGUGGCUUACCGUUCAGCCACUACAACUCUCAGCAUUACUGUGGACCCAAUCAUUAGUCCUACUGUCAGUGAUUUUACCUUCACAGCAUCUGAGAGUGUUGCUACCAACUACAUCGUUGGUACUGUUACCACAAAUCCAGUACAUGCAGUAGGUGCCACAGUUGAUUUCACAAUCGUCAGUGGCAACCAGGCUGGCCACUUUCAGAUCGGCGGCACUAAUGGACAAAUUACAAUUGUUAACACCCUAGAUUACGAAACAACAACCGAUUUCUAUCUUCUGGUGAAUUUGAAAGACAGGACAGAUGCUACACUUGACUACGAUAAAAACAUCCAUAUCAUUGUGACAGACGCUAAUGAUCUGACCCCAGUGUUUAACCCGACUUCAUACACGAAAUCACUGGUAGAGAACUCUCCUGUAGGAGUUACAGUUUUCCAAGUCACAGCGACAGACAGGGAUUCCGGAACAAAUGCACAGAUGACCUUUGAACUCUCUUCAGCAGUUCCCUUGGCAAACACAUAUCUACAGAUUGACAGCAAUGGUGUCAUCACUGUGAAACAGGAAGUGGAUUAUGAAACUGUCACCGCCAUUGUUUUCGAAGUAUUAGCUAAAGAUGGAGGAACUCCCACAAAUACUGGUACUGCCGCUGUCACAGUAAAUAUUAUCAAUGUUCUGGACACUGCUACAGUGACAGGGUCAGCCUCCCAUUUCUUCUCCCUGGAGUGUGCAACUGAGGCAUCAAACGCUGAGGUGAUCAAGACUCUUACUGGAACAGAUUUUGGCCUGACAGUGGGAGCCACAGACACCCUGACUUUUGCCACUCUCAGCAGUGGUGGCGUUUUCAGUGUUGGGUCCACCUCUGGUGACUUUGCUGUACAGGAUAAGACCUACCUUUUCUCAGAUUCACGAUAUUUCAUGGACGUCAUUGCCAAGGUAACCACCACAGCCAAUGUGGUGACAGCUUCGUCGGGUCUGAUGCGUGUUGACGCAUUUGUUGCCAGUACUUCAGUAGUGGUGUUGACUCACAGCGUUGAUGUGGCAACUGUAUCUGCUCAAACUAACACCCUGCGUACAGCCCUCCAGACGCUGUUUCCUGCAACAACACGUUUGGAGAUCUGGAAACAUCAAGGUUCUUCUUCAACAGCGCGUCGUCGUCGUCUCUUGGCUACUGGAUCUGAGAGUCUGAUUUAUGUAGUGACCGACACAUCAGCAGACACGCUGGAUGGUCUGGAGACCGCCAAGUCAUUCCAGACUCAGUCAGAGAUACUGUCAGUUCUACAGCAGGCGGACGGAUCGCCUGCCACUGCCCUGUCCAGUGCGACCUUUUCGACCUUCCCUGUAACAGCCGUGAGCAGCUACACCUCCAGUAGUUCAACUACAACUAACUGGGCCCAGACCACAGUCGGUAUUGCUGUCCUCUCAACCAUCGGCUGCAGUAUCGUCCUCCUAGCCUCCAUAUUGGCCACAUACUUCUUCUGUACGCGGUCACGCAAGUACAGGUUGAAUGAGGAAGACAAAGCACAAGACAACAAUUUCACUGAUGCAAGAGCAGUGAAUAAAGAUGACCGACACCCUUUGGUACCUCAAUACAGUGACAGAGACAGUGUGUUUGGGAAACAACCAAUCACAGGCAAGACGGUGGAAGUGGAAUCGCCCCCUCCUCAGGCACACAUGCUGAAUGGUGUUGCUAGUGGUUACCAUCCAUCCAAUCAGAAGCCUACAAAAAAGUCUAAACAGGAUAUCAGCGUGUCUAUGAUGAACGGACAAUCCUAUGACAAUGUCACACCUGAGCACUGUGCACCUACCUCUUCCCCUGCACUCAGUGACCUUGUUCUCACCUCACUAGAUGACCUAGAUAAAGACAUUGUUCUCACAAAACCUCGUAUGCACAUCCUGGUAACCAUGGAUACCCCUAUUCCAUCAUGUGACCCUCCCUCCCCCGUACCACCCUGGAACGUUAGUUCUUCUGUCAGUCUCAAUAGUAAUCACCAUGACAGCAUUGAUGGUACCUCUCUUAGUAACCAUGGUGACCACGAUGUUAGUUGCUAUGGUAACCAAAAUGGAAGUAACCAUAUCUAUCAUGGGGAUAAAAUUAGAAUUGAUGAAUAUUUGUGUACAAAGGAUCAUGGGACUGUGAGAAAAGGGAAGACAGAUAGUCAAACUUCUGAUCAAAAUGGAUCAGCCAUUUAUAACCCAGAACAUGAGUUGAAACCAAGAGCGAGAUCUGCAUCACAACCUUGGGAUGUCUUACUCCGGAAGGCUGGAUUUGGUCUUCAGAGUCUCAGGAAAUCUGCACAGAUCAGACGGCCGCUGCCAAUGCCAAUUUUUAAAGAUAGCAAAAAUGGGUCAAAAAUGGAGUAUAAGAAAGACACAAGUAGCAAUCUUGAUAUAAUCAUUCCCAGGCCAAGCGGUAAUUGUAUGGAUACUCUCGAUCCAUUAGAUAAAGGUAGGACCAUAGGUUUUGUCAAGCCAAUGUACAGAGCACCUGUCUCUGUACAAUAUGUUAAGUCUAACGGAAAAAACGGUAUUACAAGUCCAAAACCUGGUCAAGAUGCACACCUCAACACCAAGAAUGCCUGGGCAAGACUUGUAGGCAGGAGGCCGACGAAGCCGACGACACAGGCAGGGAAACAGCUGGGGUGGGAAAAGAUGGCAGGCAAGAACGGUGUCUGCGAUCAGUAGGGACAAAGUUCCUGGUCCACUCUUCAGUAAUGGAGGCAAGAAAGGACCAUACAAAGAGCAGUCUGACCUGAGAUCGGAGGCAGGG
Molecule: messenger RNA, 7434 nt
Organism: Mizuhopecten yessoensis (Yesso scallop)
Lineage: Eukaryota; Metazoa; Mollusca; Bivalvia; Pectinida; Pectinidae
Product: protocadherin Fat 4-like
Exons: 18
Coding region: 102-7349 (2415 amino acids)
Biological process (GO): homophilic cell-cell adhesion
Cellular component (GO): plasma membrane
Molecular function (GO): calcium ion binding
Source: RefSeq, a predicted model, not a curated record